CCUACACCGCUAAAGUGCCAUAACGCGCUCUGAGGAAAUUCGGAAUUUAGUAUCACAUCGCUUGCAAAUCAAACAAGUUUAGACCUAAACAACGGAAUAUGGAGCAGACUAAGGCAGUACCAAAGAUUAAAGCUCUUCGACUCAACACUGUGCGUAUAUUCACAUUGGCCAGCACCAUACUGCUCUCUAUGGUAAUCACGGUGAUGUGCAUAGGGUUUCUAAUGCGUUACGAGGUGGACAGUGAAGUCUCUAGUAUAGAAGAUAUAUCAUAUUGGAGGGAUGGACUGCCACCGGAGCAGCAACUAUGGUUCGAUGAAGCUAUUAAGGAGUUAAAAGCGGCGCUAAAUAAGAACUGGCGCUUACAACCGGCGCGAAAUGCAAUCGUCUUUGUGACGAGUGGUAUUGAUACGGAAACAAUGGCGGCGGCACGUGCUUUGCUGGCGAACGGCACAAAGCCACAACCAGCGUUGAGCUGGGAGCGUUUUCCACAUAUUGGGAGAUUAAAGAAUAGUUGUAGCAACACCGAUCUAUGUGAUCCUUUCACCGUUGCCAGCGCCAUACUCAACGGCGUGCGGCCUCGUUUUCGUGUCGGUGGUCUCGACUCUAGCGUAUCAUUUCGUGACUGCGUGGCGGCGUUAAACGAAAGUCAUCAUGUAAAAAGUCUCCUCGAACAGGCCCAGGAGAUUGGUUUGCGUACUGGCCUCGUGACUACGCGACGCGUAACUAGCGCCGGGAUGGCAGCGCUCUAUGCGCGUACACCCAACACGGCAUGGGAGUGCGAUACUGCGUUGCCCUUAGCAGCCGCCGCUGCGGGUUGUACAGACACAGCGCGUCAACUAAUCGAAAGUCGCACGGGACGUAAUGUAAAUGUGAUUAUGGGUGGCGGUCGGCAAACGCUCGUUUCGGAUGUGCCAAAUUCGGCGCAUGAUCCUGUUGAUGAGUCAGUGUGUAAUUCGCAGGAUAAACGAAAUUUGAUAAGCGAUUGGCAGUUGCUCAAUGUGAAAUUGAGGCGAAAAUUUGCGGUAUUGCAAAAUCAAGAUGAUCUGCGAGAGUUGAAUGGCACUAAUGUGAAUCACAUCAUGGGUAUUUUCGCAAAUAAUUAUCUGCCACAGCGGAAGAGUCAAAGUGAUCAACGACGACAAUCACCAAAGCUCGCCGAUAUGACAAUGAAAGCUUUACAGGUUUUGAAACGUCAAAGUAAUGGUUAUCUGCUGAUUGUAGAAACUGGCGUCAAAUCCACGGCGAGUGUUGCUGAGCAAACGGAUAUGCUUUCGCACUUAAGUGACGUUGUGCAACAGACUGUGGCGAAAAUCAGUGAGGACGACACCUUGGCCUUGGUGCUGUUCACUAAUGGAAACUAUGUGCGCGAUGCUGUGGAAAGCAGCGCAGAGACAGAUGCUGAGACCAAUGUUUUUGACUUUACCGAAGGGAGCGCUCCAGCGAUUGAAGAGUGGUUAUCAAAUAUGGCAACGGAAGCUUUAAUUUAUGCGAGAGGACCACGUUCUUACCUUCUCCACGGAGUCCACGAGGAGACUUACAUGUCAUACGUCUUGUCUUAUGCGCUGCAAAUGGGUCAUUUCAAAUCGGAUACCGCAGCCAAAGGAAAACCUAAAUAAAUAGUUUCUAAUUGAAGAAAUAUAUAUAUGUACACCAGUAUAUAUAUACAUACAAACUUGUUUUGUAUAUAGAGAACAUUUAUAUAUAUUUUAAGAUUU
Messenger RNA from Ceratitis capitata (Mediterranean fruit fly), 1715 nucleotides. It is a transcript of the gene Alp13, whose product is annotated as alkaline phosphatase 4. Gene Ontology annotation, biological process: dephosphorylation. The transcript is spliced from 4 exons. Lineage: Eukaryota; Metazoa; Arthropoda; Insecta; Diptera; Tephritidae. Gene Ontology annotation, molecular function: alkaline phosphatase activity. The record is from RefSeq and is a predicted model, not a curated record. The coding region runs from base 99 to 1616 and encodes 505 amino acids.